Molecule: messenger RNA, 225 nt
Organism: Aureobasidium subglaciale EXF-2481
Lineage: Eukaryota; Fungi; Ascomycota; Dothideomycetes; Dothideales; Saccotheciaceae
Exons: 1
Biological process (GO): mitochondrial respiratory chain complex IV assembly
Cellular component (GO): mitochondrial intermembrane space
Source: RefSeq, a predicted model, not a curated record
CCCGAACGAGGCUCUUUCCCGCUCGACCACGAUGCCGAAUGCCAACACAUUAUGAAAUCAUACCUGCGCUGCCUGCGCGCCUACCGAGGUAUGAACGACGACGAGUGCAGAAUGUUGAGCAAGAGUUAUUUGCAAUGUCGCAUGGACAACAACCUCAUGGCGCCAGAUGAGAUGAAGAAUCUGGGAUACGAUAAUACACCGCAGGCGCUGGCUGCUGCCGCUGCU